GAAUGUAAUCCAGGCUUUUCUUGUUCCAAGAAAUAAUAUAAUAAAUUUUCCAAGAACUUUGCCUGAAUUUCUGCCGUUUUAUCGGCUGUUUACCUGAAAUGGCAAAUCCCAACGAUGCUGGAGAUCGUCAGGUGAUCCUGGCGACUGCCGGGUAUGACCACACGAUCCGAUUUUGGCAGGCUCACACGGGAAUUUGCCACAGGACAGUCCAACACCAAGAUUCUCAAGUCAAUUGUUUGGAAAUAACACCCGACAAACAUCUUCUAGCUGCAGCAGGCUAUCAGCACAUUCGUAUGUAUGACAUCAACUCUAACGAGGCGUCCCCAGUAAUUAACUACGAGGGUAUCUCAAGGAACGUGACGGCCGUUGGAUUUCAGGAAGACGGGAAAUGGAUGUUCACCGGAGGAGAGGACUGUACAGCCAAGAUAUGGGAUCUUAGAAUGAGAAACUUGCAAUGUCAGAAAAUCUUUCAAGUCAAUGCGCCCGUCAACUGCGCCUGUCUUCAUCCAAAUCAGGGGGAGCUUAUAGUCGGCGACCAGAGUGGAACAGUUCACAUAUGGGAUUUGAGAAGUGGCCACAACGAACAACUGGUGCCCGAGCCAGACUUCAUCCAGCAUCUCAGCAUCGACUCAGAGGCCACUCACAUGGCCGCCAUUAACAACAAAGGCAACUGCUACAUCUGGCGGGUCUCCCCCGGCAAAGAAGACCCCAUCUCCCAACUCCUCCCGAAGACCAAGAUCCCCGCCCACAAGAAGUACGGCAUCAAGUGCAAGUUCAGUCCUGACUGCACGCUUCUUGCCACCACAGCAGCCGACCAGACAGUGAAGAUUUGGAAGACGGCUGACUUCAGUCUCCUGACCACGCUGACAGACGCAGUCCAGAGAUGGGUCUGGGAUUGCGCCUUCUCAUCGGACUCGCUCUACCUAGUCACAGCCUCAUCGGACCACACAGCAAGGUUAUGGAGUGUUGAGCAAGCGGAAGUCAAGCGCGAGUUCAACGGCCAUCAGAAGGCCAUCACAGCUCUGGCUUUCUCCGACGGGGUUUCAACAUGAGUGGCGAAAACUUCUACACUUGGGAUUUUAUUUUAUGAAAUGGAAUUUACGUAUGGAGAUGUAAAUUUUAUAUUUUCUUUUGCUGCUACAUCAGACUCAAACCGGCUGUCCGACCCCCUGCAAGCUCGGUGGUCGAUCGAUAAGACAUCAAGUCUAGUAAGCAGGAGGUCGUGGGUUCGAGUCUCACCCGAGGAGUUUGUGAUUUUUUUUUUCACAAUCCCUCGGACAAUACCAAGUAUACAGUGUUUAUAAUAUACAUGUAUGUCGGCGAAGGGCAAAACCCAAUAUAAAAUUUACUCCAAAGAUAUUGGCAUGAAAGUUGUUGGGAUACUUGGCCUACAAGAGAAAUAUUUUAAAAUCUAAGUUCCCGGAGAGGUGCUCUAAGAAUUAGCACUUCAGGAUUUAUUUGGUACAUUGUGUAUUUCCAUGAAAAAGUUUAAUGCCGAUUUUUGAAAUAAUUAAGGAAAUUAUAGUUCAGCUGGAAGAUUUUUCAACCAAUGUUGAAAAUAGACAUGUCACAAAUUUAUGCUUUGUGUAGGUUUGGGCUUUGUUGUGCAAACUAUUAUUCAUAAUAUUCAAGGCAGGAAACACUUUUUCUUACUGUUCACUGAACAAAAGAAAUAACAGCAGCAAGGGCAUUGUGAACUGAACUCUGAAAUAUCCCGAAGUGAUA
Messenger RNA from Patiria miniata (bat star), 1725 nucleotides. Its product is annotated as target of rapamycin complex subunit lst8-like. The record is from RefSeq and is a predicted model, not a curated record. Gene Ontology annotation, biological process: TOR signaling; regulation of actin cytoskeleton organization. Gene Ontology annotation, cellular component: TORC2 complex; TORC1 complex. Gene Ontology annotation, molecular function: protein binding. NCBI's taxonomy places the organism in Eukaryota, Metazoa, Echinodermata, Asteroidea, Valvatida, Asterinidae.